UGUUAAAUUAACCAAUGACGAAUUUAUAAACUUCAAAAAAACGAAUUCAUCUAUUAUUUGCAGUACGUGAGGUCAUUUUUAUUCAACCUUCAGAGAAACAAAAAGGCUUGUAUCUAGACCAGUCAACCUCGAAAAAUCUAUCAAAUGUUUACUCUGCAGCUGAGAAUGAAGCUUGCCUUGUUGAUGGCUGUGGUACUUUUGGCCAGCGUUCGUAAUGGCGAACAAGCAAUUAUGUCAUGUCCUAAAAGUGAUUAUGCCUUGGAACUCACAGAUUUUCACAUAAUCGACCAAAAAACUGAUGCCGACUUACAUAAGCUAAAAGUUUAUCAGGAAAACCUGCUCGAAAUCACUGGAAGCCUAACAACUAACGUCCCUGUUAGCGCCACUUCAUUCACUGCCAAUGUACGGCUGAACUUGAACGGAGAACGAUAUUUUCUUGGUAUGCCAUUUAUUGUGAAUCAGCCCGUCGACUGUCCUGACUCACUCACUGCUUCAAGCAGCGAUCCAAAGCAAUGUGUGAUCACUGCUCUCUGUGACGGGUUGGCAGCGAUGUUAGGAGCAGCGGAGACAUUUUCUUGCGAACCAAUUUCAGGAGUGAUUUAUUUCCGUGCCUCUGAGCUGGCAGUGCCUCCAGUUAAACCGGGCGUAAUCCCAAGUACUGUGACGAAUGCCUGGAACCCCAAAGUGCAAAUCAAGAUCGAAAUUUACACUGAUGGAGGUACCAUGAUAAGCUGCAUAAGUAAGGAACUCUUGCUGGAUGUUAAGCCAUAACUUAUAACAUAGCCCUGUGAAUCCUGGGUGGAGCAAAGAAUUUUGGAAUAUUCACCACUUGAAAAAAGAAAGUAAAAUGAUUGUUGAUUCGUUGGAAAUAUUCGAAUUCAUUAGUCUUUCAUUCUCAGAAGUGAAUUUACGCCUUUCUUUACUUUCUUUUCUUUCAUUUGCUCAAAGCGACCUAAGUGUUUAAGGGGUUUGACACUGCUGGGUGCCUGGCCGGCAAUGACGUGGGGCUCAAGGAUGUAACAUAAGGUAAAAAAGUGUUAGGAUUUCAACGCUUCACUCAUAAGGACUCCAGUUCUUACAGUAGCUGAAGUAAAGAACACUGAAAGUUUAAAAACAAGCAAAAUACCUAGCUGCACGUGCGUUAUACAUUAACAUACAUUUCGUUUGCGUGCCCUCCAAAGCAACCGCGUGAAAUGACACAUUUCUGCGUAAUUUGUUUUUUUCUGUGUGUUCCUAGUUCUUAAUUGGAUGUUUUCUUGUGGACGGGUGACGUGCUUUAACACCAGGCCGAAAAGAGUACAAGUAAUUUUGAAUUCCUCUUAAAACAGGAACAUAGUGCUCUGAUUUAAAGGCAAACAGUCAGUAAUCUUCAUCCAAUAUCACUGCUAGUAGAAUGAAAUUAAAGUUAGUUUAUUGGAUCAGAGACUGCGUAUAAGUUUUUAGCGGUUGAUGAAAUCAACAUUUUCCUUCGCAAUCAUACUAAUAUAUAUGAAUACACUAACGGUUACUCUUUUCGUUCAUUUGUCGAUAACUUGCUUCUUUGUUGUGACCUUUUAAUUCUAUCAUUGCUGGCGGUAACCUUUCUCGUGUAGAACUGACUGAUAUCAGGCCUUUAUUGUUUCUGCAGCAUUUUGCCUUCACGUCAAGUUACUCCUCGAAUAUAUCUAAAAACUUCCGUUUUAAAAUGAUUAACUAGACAACUGUUUUCUUUCUCAGUUUCUGCGUCUUUUUAUUAAAAUCUCUGAUACUUUUAUAAUUCAACAAAUUCUCAAAAACUAAAAAAACAUUGAGACAAAAAAAUGUUUAAUUUUUACAAGUUCUUUGUUGACAUCUUAAGCUGGACAUUUUGCCACCAGGAAGCAAAACCCUUUUUCGUCUGCACAAAAUCCCUUGCUCCAUUCAAGAUAAAAACGAUGAUGUGAUAAAUUUUCACUGUUAACUGGUUCACUGUAGAAAGCUAGAAUAAAAAAAAAUACUUACAGCUAUGCAAUUAAUGCUUAGUGGAUCUUCUACUUUUCUAACGGCGAAUGAACUGAAAAAACUGGUUUUGCGACCGUCGUCAUGACAUCGGACGAUGCUAUAUCAUUUAGGAUUAUUACAGAAAGCAAAUGAUUUUAUGUAGCUUGUGACAAAAUCGUCUCCCACCUUCCGAUUAGGAAAUUUCCUGUCCUCUGGAAUAUAACUUCGUGGAUGCUUCGUCCUGCACUCACUUACAAGAGACAUGAGGGUGAUUUCAAUCCCCUUUAAACAAUAUAAGUUUCUCACACGCCCUCUUGGUCAUUUUACGGUCAAUAGCUAGCGUGAGAGGAUCUUAAAAAUGUUGGCAAACCGUUUACAAUUCAACGCUGUUAGUUCUCGAUAAGCCUAAUAGGUGACAGACUGCCUCUAAACAGGACUGCUUUGAAAGAUCGAGGUAAGAUGAAUUAGAAUAAACUGAAUUCGAUUAAUAGAAUACGCUUUAUUUCGCUUUGUUCAACGUACUUAUCCGGGUGGACUAAACAGGGUAAUAGUUCAAGAAUUUCAAGAAUUUCCCAAUGGAAUGGAGGUUAGUUAAAGGGUCUCUUUUUACACUUUUGUUUUGAGUAAUUGCAUGCAGUUAGAAGUUUACCAUGCCUUGGUGUUGGAUUGCUUUUGCCGAAAAUAAUUUCAGGUUCGCUCGCGCUUUAUCAACCAAAAAUCUGCCCUUGAUCGUUUUGGCUUUUGUGAGCAUAAAAAAAAAUUAUGUCAGUUCAGUUUUGACAUAUCUGUCUUGUUAUCGGUCUUGAAUUUCGUCAUAAAAUUAUCAAGAUGGUCAUUCGGCUGCCCCUUAUGGAUGCACAGUU
Messenger RNA from Orbicella faveolata, 2822 nucleotides. RefSeq lists its product as uncharacterized. NCBI's taxonomy places the organism in Eukaryota, Metazoa, Cnidaria, Anthozoa, Scleractinia, Merulinidae. The record is from RefSeq and is a predicted model, not a curated record.